UUGCUUCGUGCGAUCUGUGGGUGGAUUCGAAGUUGCGGAAGGAGAUCGACCCAGCAACCACAAGGCACCGCACGACAGACUCGACUCGGAGAGCUUUUUGGACACACUUCGGAGUUGACGACUGAGUGAUUGUGCUGGUUGCUUCUUGUUGCUUGUUGUAGCACAACAAAAGAGUGAGAGCCGAGUAGAGCACAGGAGGAGAUCCCACAAUACAAUCGAACGACACAUAUACUAUUUCACCAUUCAGCCCCCCAACAGUAAUAGCAUCAUGACGGGCGGCAACAAGCUGCAACGACGCAUAUCGAAAUUGUUGUUGAAUCCGCUCAAGAGCGGUCGCCGCGGCAUUGUGCGGAGUCGUUCCCAAAGAUCGCAUGUAGAAGAACAAGUAACGAUUGUCUGUACGCCCAACUAUUCCAUGGAAGAUAUUUUGUCCCAACUCACACAAGUGAACAAAAAAGUCCACAGCAUUGUAUUGCAGGAAAUGAUCCAGCGCCCGGACAAUGUCCCUCUGUUUUGCAAGAUUCAAGAUUUGCUGCGGUCGUCUUCCUAUAAAGGCGUCCAGUCGAUUCACUUGUUGGAACCGCACAUUCAUUUCACGGACUAUCGACGAUGGUGUUACAAACGCACCAACUUUUUGCAUCGCAUUCGCAAGGAUGCCAAGGAACGAGACAUUGACGUUGUCAUCCACGGAACGCUUCUGCUGGACUAUCAUCACAACAACAACAACAACAACAACACUCAUACUACAGACAAUCCACAACAAUUGUCGCAGAAUAUUUCCAGUUGGCUGACGUUGUUGCAACAAUUGCCACAAGAUCCGGACAUUACCUCGUUGUGGAUUUCGUUGCGCGAAGAAGCCGUCGUUCACACUUCGCCCUCUGCUGUAUGCGGAAGAGGACCCCGCCGACCGUCGCAACUGGAGUUGAUGCAAUCGCCCGUUCAAAAAGUCUUUCAAGCACUCAUUGAACUCUUUAAUAGCGACACACGAUCGUGGCGAUUUGUCCAUUGUCAUGUGCAGUAUCAUCAUGACGCCGACAAACGAAAUGUCAAUGAAGAACAGACACAAGCAUUGUUGGAUGUCGCCGAGUUGUUUCACAUUCCGCUGCAAGUUCAGUGGCAGCCACUCUCGAACGAGCAACCAGCAUGGACAAGGACCACGACGAUGGCCGAACAACGAUUUCCCGCCUGUGCGGCCAAGACGGCGGAACAACAACAUCAAGACGAUCACACGUCCACCACCUACGGAUCUUCCGGGGCAUUUGGUGCCGUGGGCAACUAACUAAGAACAAAAAGAGAAAGCAAGUCACGCGAUGAAAACGACAAAGAAAGCCUCGCGGUGAAAACUAUAACGCGAAUUGUAGACUAGCUAGACAAGAAUUUUAUAGAUGCGGUGCAUCAUUGCAUUCGACUAUCCGAAAACGA
Seminavis robusta is the source of this 1422-nucleotide messenger RNA. Lineage: Eukaryota; Bacillariophyta; Bacillariophyceae; Naviculales; Naviculaceae. The record is from the annotation of a GenBank genome assembly.